CGAACCAAAGGCACCGCGUGGAUCUCGGACCCGAAUCGUCGUUAUGUUUCGAAAUCACAGUAAGCCCUAAGCAAAACACGUAUAAACCUGCAAGUCAUACAAGACUCGAGAUCCCCCCCCAUUACAACUUUGUUGAAUCGCAGACGUCUCUUGGCUCAUCCUAUAUCCCUGAACACAAGCUACAAUGCCGUAUGAGCCUGCUGUAUCUGCUAAAAUGGACAGGGCCGUCUCACCCUGCUUGUAACAUAUGUUAUGUUACAUAUCUGUGGCUUUCAGGAGAUUUGAUAUAAUUAGAUUCUCAGUUGUUGGCAUAUAAUUACCUACCUGCUGUGGACGGUCAAACUUCUCCUGGUCGAGACUUCAUAUUCUUAUGCUAAUUACCUGUUAAUGUUUUUUUUUUUCGACACACGGAACAGAUGCCUCUCUCUGAGAAAGCUGUACCCCUAAUCGGCGUCGUCACGCCUUUCUUAGCCCUUGCGUUUCUGGCUGUUGGCUUACGACUCCACGUUCGUGUGACUUUGUUAAGGAAUCCGGGAGUUGACGAUUGGCUAUGCCUUGGUGCGGUAUUAUGCUCGUUUGGAACGUACUUGGCGAAUAUGGCUGGGAUAGUAGUAGGCUUCGGUAACCCUUUACCAAGCAUGACUCCCGAAGAGCGAGAUGUAGCGUUGAAGACACUCUGGAUCUCGCCACCCCUCUGGGGCCUCUCAUCCUCCCUAGUCAAAACGUCCAUCGUGACAUCCUACCUUCGCAUCUGGUCGGGCAAGCGGUUCAAACUGCUCUGCUACGCCUUACUAUGCGUAAUCUCCAUACUCGGCCUAGCGCUCUUCCUCGGCGGCGUAUUCGCCUGCGUGCCCGUCUCCCUGUCCUGGGCGCCGCCGCCCGGCCCGGACUCGCGUGACCCCCGACGACACUGCAUGGACCUCCCGCUCUUCAUGUUCGCCACUUCGAUCCUAAAUACGGCCAUCGACCUAGCCGUCCUCGCCAUCCCCAUGCCCCUGUUCCGCAAGCUACACAUCCCGCCGAAGCAGCGCGCCGCGCUCACUGCCGUUUUCACCGUCGGCGUGGUCGUCUGCAUCGCCUCUAUCAUGCGGCUCGUCACUCUGCAGCAUGUGCGCCGCACAGAGGACCCGUCUGUUAGCGGUCUUCCGCUGGGAAUCUGGUCCGGCGUCGAGCUCGACUUGGGUAUUAUCUGUGCGUGUCUGCCCACGCUGCGUCCGAUGCUCGCCCGUGCGUUCCCGCGCCUGCUGGGCUCUACGGUCGAUUCCGAGCUGAGCUGGCGGGGGACACGGCGGAUUACUCGCGACGGGAAUAGGGCGUAUCGUAUGCACGAGUUACAUUCUAACGAGGAAGAUGGCAAGUUGGGAAAUAGCAAUACGGAAAUAAUAAUGAUUGGGGGGACCUCGGCAUUUCCGCGCACUCCAGCGCCAUCGCAUCUAGACAGGUAUAGCAAGUCGUAUAUGAAUUUCGACUAGGUAAUAAAUAAUCUAAUUGAAUGCUUUCAUAAUCCAACCCGUUUAUAACCAUAAUGAUGCUUUACUUAUUACCUGCUUCCUCUUGGGUAUCAUU
Daldinia loculata is the source of this 1566-nucleotide messenger RNA. RefSeq lists its product as uncharacterized. The record is from RefSeq and is a predicted model, not a curated record. The transcript is spliced from 4 exons. NCBI's taxonomy places the organism in Eukaryota, Fungi, Ascomycota, Sordariomycetes, Xylariales, Hypoxylaceae. Bases 417 to 1472 code for a protein of 351 amino acids.